This is a messenger RNA of Aplysia californica (California sea hare), 450 nucleotides long. Its product is annotated as complement C1q-like protein 4. The record is from RefSeq and is a predicted model, not a curated record. Lineage: Eukaryota; Metazoa; Mollusca; Gastropoda; Aplysiida; Aplysiidae. Gene Ontology annotation, molecular function: protein binding. The coding region runs from base 1 to 450 and encodes 149 amino acids. The transcript has 4 exons.
AUGAGUCACUUCUCUGAGUCCACAUAUGAUAUAUUUGCGAUUGUGCGAUUGAAGGAGAUGGACCGUCGGAUUCAGCUGGUCUCUGUGUUGCUUGGGGUGGCUGGAUGUGUUCUGUUCGCUUAUGCACAGACCACCCCCUCUGUACAGCUACGUAUCGCCUUCUCGGCUGGCCUCACCACCAUGCUGAACGUGUCCACUCACGUAAACGUCACCUACGAUCGUGUCUUCCUCAACACGGGAAACGGUUAUGACAGCAGCUCCGGGAUCUUCACGGCUCCCUACGACGGCGUCUACAUGUUCAUCUACCACGGUUUAGCGGAGACCAACGGCACGUUGUGGCUUGACCUGUACAAGAACGGAGACUACAAGUCCUCGGCCUACGCCCACAUCACGGCACAGUACGCCGCGGCAAGCAAUGCCAUGGUUCUCGAGCUGAAGAAAGGUACGUAA